Rhizophagus irregularis DAOM 181602=DAOM 197198 is the source of this 1590-nucleotide messenger RNA. The record is from RefSeq and is a predicted model, not a curated record. Lineage: Eukaryota; Fungi; Glomeromycota; Glomeromycetes; Glomerales; Glomeraceae.
ACUGCGGUAGUUUUCAAACUUCGCAAAUUCUAAAUAUCCGAUAAUUAUAAAAAUAAGAAAUAUUUUAUUGCCUAGUUGAAGUAUAUAAAGUAUAUAAUGACUUUGCAGUGAUAAAACUAUUUUUUAGCGCGACUUUUCGUAUUUUGACUUCAGUACUUGAGCAAUGGAUAAAAGAAAACAAAAACAUAAGGUUGUACGAAAUUCAGAAUUACCUAAUGAGUUUGAACAAAUUAAUCAUCAAGAAUCCAUAAUAAAUCAUGAAGAAGCAAUGUUAAUAGAUUCCGAUUCUCGGGAAUCCAUUACAAUAAAUCAAAAAGAUCAAUGGACUGAAAUGGAACAAUCUAUUCAGGCAGCAUUAAUGGAUAGUAACAAUAAUAAUUCAGUAGAAAUUACUCAAAACAUUGAUAACGCCGGUGUACAAGGUUUAGAUGUACGUGAAGUUGACAAUGACAUGAUUUCAGUUAAUACUAUAAAUAUUGAUUACGGAGAAGAUUCUGAAAUAGGAGAGAAAAAUGACAAGAAAGAUCAUCAUGAAACUGUUAAACAAAAAAAGUCUGGAUAUAAUGUUAUCCAAGCUACAGAUUGGGGGUCAAAUCAUAAGGAAGAGUUUAAUUCUUCUUUCGGAACUGAAUCUAAUAAAGCUUGUGCAAUUGCUUGGAAAUCUCUUUCAGAACCCGACAAACAAAAAUACGAGGAAAAGACUUCAUUGGAAGAAAUGAAAGAAGUUCAAUUUGAUUAUAUUGAAAAUUCAAGGAAACGUCAUGCACAAGCACAAUCUGACAUUAAUAACAUAAAAAAUACGAUUUGCUGUAUGGAAAAAAAAUGUGGAUUAGAAGUAGCAAUGCUUAUUGUACCUAGCAGAAGUAAUGAUUCAUUUUCUUCAACUUUUAUUGGCACGAAUAGUGGUGAAGCGUUCUUUAGUGCCAGUCCUGAAAUGUAUCCUUUAUUAGAUAAAUUUGAAAUUUUUUCAAAAAAUCGUUAUCUUGAACAAACUGGGCAAAUAGUUACACCGCCAGCUAAAAGAAUUAAGAGGGAACUUUCUACCACACCAAAUUCUACUUCAAAAUAUAAUGAUUUGUCUCACAGUCCAAUUGUUGUUAGUAGUACGCAUAGAAACAUUAAUUCUGCUGAUGUUAAAGCAAGAGUUAGAGCUAUUUUACGUGCUCGUUAUAAUAGCGCUCUCGGCACAGAAGGUUUAAUAAUUCCUUACAAAAAAUGGAAAGAUCAUCAAGGUGAAAUAGAAGUUAUAGGAUGGCCCAGUGAUGUACCAUUUGAUGAUUUUGGUGUUCUUAAAGUUGCCCAGAAAAAACAAAUUUUAGAUUGUUUAUAUAAUAUUUCUUUUAGGAAAAAAGACGAUAAAAUUGUGCUCAAUUAACUAAUUGACGCUUUAUACAAAAUAAUUUUCAAAAAAGAUUAAUUGCUGUGAACCAAUUCUUUUUUAAAAAAAGUAAUAAAAAUAUAUAUAUCAAAUGUUUGAUAGAUAGUAAUAAUAUGACGUUUGAUUUAUUAAUCUUAAUUUAGAUACUAGACAUUUUCGAUAUAGUUAAUGAUAGAGAUUAUAUUUAAAUAAAAUGCUACCAAAAAGACCCA